CGUCAAACAGGUGGAGAUGAGCAGGUGUAGCACCUGACACAGAUGUCUCAAGUGAGGAGGGUGCGGCACUGUUGUUUAGUCUCUUCGAGCAACCAGGUAACCUUCACGGGUCAGAAUCUAAGACGCGAAUCAUGGGGGUCAAGAUAAAAGUCGAAUACUGUGGCGGAUGAGGGUACGCGCCCCGCUUCGAAGAGCUGAAGCGGAAAAUAGGCGCGAAGUUUCCUGAUGUGGAGGUGUCUGGCUUCGUGGGCAAGAGAGGGAGCUUUGAGAUUGAGAUCAAUGGACAUUUGGUCUUCUCAAAGUUAGAAACGGGUGGUUUCCCUUAUGAGGAUGAUGUCAUGGCGGCUGUCCUUAAGGCUCAAGAUGGCAAGCCUGAAAAAAUCACCAGAAAACGUAAAGAGUGCAUCAUCCUCUAAUGCAUUGACCUCUGAUCCACAUUUACCAUCUGAGUGGAGAUGAGAUGGCAUCUUCUGUCUUCUCCACAUCUCUUGCAGUUAAUGUUUGAUUUUAAGCUCUUCAGUUGUCUCCUGUAUCACUCUGCUCACACAGAGGUUUUUGGACAUAAAUGAUUACCGUAACUGAAAGGUCAAAUGUUAUGGUUUGAGGCUUAAGUCCAGUAAACUCUAAACCUGAAGUAGAGUAAUAAGGAAGGCAAGUGAAUAGUAAAUAAGUUUUAUUUGAUUUCCAGCUUUCCUGCUAGAAUAUUCAUUUUCUUCUUCAUGAAAUAUCUUUCUAUGUCUAGUAUAACUUGAAAUUCCACCUGAAUUGGUGAUUUAAUUUAUAUUGUAUAUGUCAAAAUAUUGACUCUGUAAAGUAAUAUUAGAAUUAUAGAACAAGUGAAAAAGUAUGGGGACAGAUAUUGGUAGAUGUAGAUUUAUUGGGGACAGUUGAAACUUUAUUUUGAUUUAACUGACUUGGAAGUAUUUGGCUGAUCAUUUUAGAUGCCCAUUAUACAUUUAUUCCUGUGGUCUCCUGUUAAAAUGCAUACUUUCUGAAAAUAUUUGCACAAUUGUGUUUUUUAUUUUUUUUAUUUCUCUAAGAUGUGUUAAUUGUAAAGUAUAUAAAGGAAUAUUCUGGGUUCAAUACUAGUUCAGCUCAGUUGCUGUCAUGACAGCAUUUGUGGCAUAAUGUUGAGUUCUACAAAAAGUAAUUUUGACUUAUAAAUGCACACAUCUGGGUUACAAGAGGCACUUACAAUGGAAGUAAAUGGGGCCAAUCCACAAAGGCUAAAAUACUCACUGUUUCAAAAAUAUAUAAGUCUUGAGCAAUAUACAUGCUAACAUGGUUUUACUGUGAUAAAAUCACUCACAAACCUUAUCUGUUUAAAGUUAUAGCCAAUUUUACAACUUCAUUGCCAUGAUAACAUAAUGCCAUUAACCCUCAAAUGACUGUAAAAACUCUCAAAGGACUUUACAGCUCAAUUAACACAGGUUUUAGUGGAAGAAUUAAUGUUAGUGCAUUAAUAAAAAUUAUAAGCUUCACAUUUCUGCAUUUUAAACUCUCCAAAAUUUGGCCCCAUUCAAUGCCAUUGUCAGUGCCUCACUGUAACUUCAAACUUUGCUGCUUCUUUUUAAGGAAGGAAGGGACAAGUCAAACUUUUGUGGUAAUCAGACUUGUGCCAUGAAUGCUGUUGACUGAGCUUAACUUGUAUUGGACCUGGAAUAUUCCUUUAAACAUCUGAGAUAUCUUUAGGCUUCAUAUUCAAUACCAUAAAAGCUGUGAUAAAAUGGUUCAAAUCUGAUAAUAUUAUUUUGCAUUAAAUAAUCUUCUUGGUGCAGUAGUGUCUUUUGAUGGCUCCUUUUAUUGAAAGCCUUACAGAUUGUAAACUGUACUCACCAGCAGUAGAGGGCACUUCUCUUCACAACUACAGUAGACAAAGGUGGAACUGUUUAAAAGUUGCGAUCAAUAAUGAAUAAAUAAAAUACUCUAUAUGA
Molecule: messenger RNA, 1934 nt
Organism: Xyrauchen texanus (razorback sucker)
Lineage: Eukaryota; Metazoa; Chordata; Actinopteri; Cypriniformes; Catostomidae
Gene: selenow2b
Product: selenoprotein W, 2b
Exons: 4
Biological process (GO): positive regulation of filopodium assembly; negative regulation of apoptotic process
Source: RefSeq, a predicted model, not a curated record